UCAGCUACAGAGACCGAACAGCCACAGAUAUGAGCCGCACAGAGGCAUCGUUCCCCCCUCACCACCGCCCCCCCCCUCAGGACUGCAGCGUCCCUGUGGAGCAUCUGGACUACGACUACAUUGGAAAAUGCAAAGAUGUAAAAUACCUAGAGAAGAUCUGCACGGUGCUCAGGUCUGGCGACGAGGGCAUUUAUCCUCAUCUAAUUAUGUUCUGUGAGGAUCACUUGGAAAAACUGGACCCUAGGAGCCUGGCCCUCAGGAAGGAAAAGCGUGUGUCCACAGCUGCUUGCCUUCCAAAUGAUGAGUGGAGCCAAAUUGCUGAUGAGUUGAAGAAAUGGCAAGAAGAAACCAAAGCGUCAGAGAUUUCACUGAAACAGCAGUCAAUGUUGGAUGCUCUGGUGUUUGAAAAUAUGCCACCGAUAAGAGGUUCCAAUUGCUCUGUUCCACUAUGCCAGACUUCAGUUAAAAAAGAAAAGAGGACUCUUUCAAAACACACUCUCCCACAUGAUUAUCGAGAAUGGGACAAGUUUGAUGUCGAAAAAGAGUUUGAAAAAAUCGACAGAAAUUUGGAUAAACAUGAUGCACCAGCCAUUAUAAACCAGGGACACCCCAAAAUCAAAACUAAAGUGGAUGCCUCAUUGCUGACACAACAGGAGAAGCUGCUUCUUGCAAAUCACGAAAAGGAGAAAGGCAAUGAAGCUUUCAGAGCCAAGGAUUAUGAGGAGGCUGUUGCAUACUACUCCAGGUCAGGCUAUUAAACAACUAAUUUAUUAUAAAACAAAUCU
Messenger RNA from Notothenia coriiceps (black rockcod), 785 nucleotides. Its product is annotated as sperm-associated antigen 1-like. The transcript has 7 exons. Gene Ontology annotation, molecular function: heat shock protein binding. Gene Ontology annotation, cellular component: mitochondrion; cytosol. The record is from RefSeq and is a predicted model, not a curated record. NCBI's taxonomy places the organism in Eukaryota, Metazoa, Chordata, Actinopteri, Perciformes, Nototheniidae. The coding region runs from base 30 to 758 and encodes 242 amino acids.